Molecule: messenger RNA, 2059 nt
Organism: Vitrella brassicaformis
Lineage: Eukaryota; Vitrellaceae
Source: the annotation of a GenBank genome assembly
CUCAGCAACUUAUUCGAAACUCAUGCGACAGAGUCCAUGCAGAGACAUAGAUGAAAACCGCUUUUCUCAGUCAGCCCUCGACAGGCAGGCCUUCAUCACAUCAAGCUCCCCUACUCACGACACACACACGGUGGUGUCCCGCAUCAUGACUGAAUCGUGUGGAUGACUGAAUCCAGGCCAUAAUGGAUUGUCUACUGUCGAAAUCCUUUGCCAUGCAUUCCCUCAGAGUCUGUCUCUGCUUAGUUCUUCAUUCCGGCUCUUCGAGAUUCUCCAGCUUCUGCAGGUCCUCGUCGGUCAGUGGGUGUCCCAUCCCGCUGGCAAGGUCAUCCUCCAGCCCAUCCGCCCAGUGCUCAAUUGUCUCGUUUUUCUCCUUGCCGCCCAGCAACCAGGCCACGAAGUCCAUGUGAUGGGAUGUGAAGUCCUGCAGUCCACCCUUUCCAGCCGUCCCCUUCUCUUGCACGAAGGCCUUCCACACGUCACGCGGGCAGAUGAUGGGUAUUUUGGUUUGGUGGAGUGAGUCUCGGGGGACCAUUGUGGCCAGAUAAAGGGAGGUCGCCAGGUCGGUGUAGAACGUCGAGCCCUCCACGAGCACUGCAUACAACGAAACACAUCCACCGAGCGUGUGUGCACCAUACAUACGUGCACUUGUCUCUCAGACUCCCUGUCUGCCUGUUUGCUCACUGUCAUUGCGGUUGCAGCUCUCCCUGAAUCCCGAGAGGAGUGCCGAGAUGGCGAACUUCAUUGCUGUUGGGGGGGGCGGCUGUGUGUGUGUUGUAGGUGGCACCACAGCCGCCCCCUGUGAUGGAAAGAUGGAAGACGUCUCGAGCCAGCCUUUGACGAAGGGCCUGAGGUCUCUGUAUCGAGACACCGUAUUCAGCGACACCGUCAGGGAUGGCUCUGAGGGCAGCAGCAUCUGGUGGAUGGUGGCCGCGAGCUCGGCAGCCAUGAGGGUGCCUUCGGCGUCUUGUUGGUUUUCGGUGAUUUUGUCGACCUCUGUCUUCCAAAGGCCACCAUGGAUGUCCAAAAGCUUUCUUCGCAUAAUGGCCUGCAGCCAGCCAGCAGACAUCGAUCACACAAUGGAACGGACAGUAGAGGGUGGAAUUGCAGCACGUGUGUGUUUUCGCGUACGUAAAGCCUUCCUUUGUGCUCUGCAACAGCCGCCACGCAAUCACACAACAGAGACACAACCCGAGGGACGAAAGGAGGAGAUAGAUAAAGGCGGGUAGACUAUUUGUGCGUGCAUUCAGCCCAUCCAUUAAUGUCAAUCCAUCCACUACCUUUCUUCAUGAGAAAGAGCUGUUCGUGCUCGUCUCUAAGAUGUUUUGCGAGCCCCUUCCGACCGAGCACCGGAAAGUCUUCCUUCGAAACCAACCUGCCUCGCGGCAGGGAGGGAUUCUUUAUCACGUCCUUUAUUCCCGCGGCGUCCUCGGCCUUCUUCACCAAGUCUUUCUUGGCUUCGGAUAUUUUGUCCAACCUCCUGCCCAUUCGAGUGGCCGUGUCGAAUUUCCCACGGCUCGCCUUCUGGGCGGCGGGGAAGAGUUUCAGUAACUUGUGCGCCUAUACAUACACAGGCCAAUACACCAAAGACAUGGCAGUUUUUCAAGAGGAAUAUCUGCAGGCCGCUUGAGUACCUGGUGAACCAUCUCGACACUGAGCUCACUCACUGGCUGUCGGAGAUGGAGACGUGCGUGAGUCGCACCUGUCAGUCAUUGCAGAAUCAAUUGCCAUCCAGCAGUGUACUACACGCACGUCCAUACUGGCGUGACGUCAGCGAUCGCACCUGUUGCACCGUCGUGCUGCAGCGCCGUGGUGGGCAUCCUCCCUGACGCCGCGCAUUGCAAAGCGGCGAUUAGGGCGGAAGUGAUGACACAGAAGGCCCCAAAGUGCAUGGUCGAUGACGCCAAGAAGCAAAGAGCAACAGUCAAGACUCGCUCCUUCCUUGCCAAGAACUUCAGAAUGUCGGGUUCGUCAGAAACCUCAAAACAGUUCCAAAAAUUGCCUCAUGAUUCGUGGUGGAUCAGUGCAGAGUGGUAUGCGCUUUCCUCUGCGCAGCCCCCGG